AUGCUCUCCCGGUCACUGACGUCUUGCUUCAGACAGCUCUCCAUCUCAGCAGCUCCCACACAAUGCCGUACUGCUGCUCCUGUCUUGCGGCGUGCACUUCACUCUUCAGCCCCCGUCUGGAAAAAGACUUCCACUGCAGUUGAAGAAGACCAGCAAUCCACUUCGUCUCUUUUUGGAGACAUCACGACUCCUACCGGCUCUACUGUUCUCGACACUGUGGCCUCGCGUGCUGGUGAAUCUCAGACCCCGAAAAAGAAGGAAGAUGGCUCUGAGGAGGAAGAGGCCAUUGACUACACCAAGGUUGAUUUUACCAACGACCCCGACGUGCUUGCACACAACUUCCCCAAGCCUGAGAAGCCUACAGAAAUCCUUCUGUCACCACUCAAGCGUGAAAUUUACGAGGCCGCUAUUGCUCAGUAUGGCUCCUACUCUCCUAAGCAAAUCAUCACUCUCCCUGACGGCCGCCGCUUUAAGCUUUCUCUUACCCGUGAGGAGCUCGAGUUCCUUCAACCUUCCGUCUACCUGACAUCUGUCCGCAUUAAGGGUUCCUACAAGAAGGGUACUGUCUUUACACGACUGCUGCGUGAAAUGGAUCUCAAGCAAGCUAUCACCCAAUGCCACUUCUCUAAGAAGCGCAUGGCCCGUGAUGUUGGUGAGAUGCUCACAAGAGGUAUUGACCAUGCAAAGAAGCUUGAGAUUGAUCCUGAACAGCUUUACAUUUCUCAGAUCUGGGUUGGAAAGGAGCCCUUCAUUCAGAAACGUGUUCACUUUAAGGGUCGUGGUCGCUCUGGUAUCAUGCACCACCCUUACAUUCACAUCAAGGCCAUUCUUAAGACUAAGCAGACCAAGCAAGAGUUUGAGCAGGCUAAGAAGGACCGCAUUGCCAACCGCAAGGUUUGGCAGCAACAUCACAAUGCCCCCAUCAAGGUUUACAGAGGAUCUAACCAAUACCAGUGGUAA
This is a messenger RNA of Magnusiomyces paraingens, 960 nucleotides long. Its product is annotated as mitochondrial 54S ribosomal protein uL22m. Gene Ontology annotation, biological process: ribosome assembly; translation. The record is from RefSeq and is a predicted model, not a curated record. Gene Ontology annotation, molecular function: structural constituent of ribosome. NCBI's taxonomy places the organism in Eukaryota, Fungi, Ascomycota, Dipodascomycetes, Dipodascales, Dipodascaceae. The transcript has a single exon. Gene Ontology annotation, cellular component: ribosome; mitochondrial large ribosomal subunit. Bases 1 to 960 code for a protein of 319 amino acids.